AUACAAGCAUGACAUUUGACUUUUCCAGUAAUCAUCCUUCGGUUCAUUCUUUAAAUGAGCAUCAUGAUACCACUAAUUUUUUUUAUAGACCACAAUCAUCCACAGCGACAGAUAUCGACGACUCUGUCACUUUGCAUAAAAGAAGGUGUAGAACCAAUUUGAGAAACGCCGAACUAAGUAAACGCACGUUUAGAAUAUUUUUGGAAAAACAGAUAUUGUCACAUGUGGAAGUAGAGAUUCGGAAAAACAUUCACGAAGCUCAAACUCCGUUAACGCCUGAUUUUGAUUACAACAAAAGCGAUUUUACUUUAAACCACGCACGUUUAUUAACGUUAUCCCCUUCGUUACAAACGACUGUAUCAGGAAAAACGUCUAUCAGGAAUGACUUGAAUCUACCAAAUUUAGAAGCUGAAAUGUAUUCUAGUAAUAGAGCUAUAAGAAUAAGUAAUGCAGUUAUAACUGCUGAUUCUGAAAUCAAUGUGUACGAGGAUUCUGUUCAAAACAAAUCAAAAGUUUGCACCUACACCGCAUCUACAUCUAAUCAAAAUAAAUUCAUAAAUCUUAAAAUUAACACAACAGCUAAUAAAGAAUCUCAUACAUUCAUGUACAAUACUACUAGUCCAGAAUGGUUUCAAGAUAAUGAGGUUGUAUCAGUCCAUGGCUCUCUAUUAAGUGAAACUAUUUCAGAUAGUUCACAUAGUGUAGAUUUACAAAGAAAUACUCAUCACAAACGAUGUCGUUGGAGACGUAUACUCUUUUGUUGCAUUAAUUAAGCUUGUGAUAUUCAGUGAAUCAAAAAAACUCGCUUUAUAAAUUUAAUAUUUAUUGCACUGCCUUCAUUUCUUGUAUUUAUGUAAUGCUUAUUAUAUUUUUCUUUAGAAAGCUUCAGUAUUUUGUGAUUAUCGUAGAAAAUGAUAUAUAGAGCAUAAUUUAUAAAUUACCUGUAAAUGUUAGUAAUUGUACAGAAAUUUAAAAUUUAUAUUUUUCACUAUAUGCUAUCAUAGAUUAAAUAGUAUAAAAUGUUUGCCAUUAAUAGUAGUAAUAGUAAUAAUAGAUUAUUGAUAUUUGUUAUAUUUUUGACAUAU
Molecule: messenger RNA, 1085 nt
Organism: Nylanderia fulva
Lineage: Eukaryota; Metazoa; Arthropoda; Insecta; Hymenoptera; Formicidae
Source: RefSeq, a predicted model, not a curated record